AUGCAGCGGAUCUCCAGCCUCGCCGCCUGCCGGGAGCUCGCCGGCCUCGCGGCGUGCGCAGCCGGCCGCGGCGCCUGGAACAGCGGCCCGAGCUGCUGCAAGCAUCCGGCCCUGCACCGGCACCGGGCGGGUGUGAGUGCGCGUCCUUUCGCCACGGAGCCGGGCCGGAGGCUGUGCAGGCGGAGGUUCGUGUUCGCCGGAGAUAAACAAAGACCGUUCAGCUCGCAGUCCGGAGAGGACGGGCCGCCGGGGAGCUCCGGCCGUCAGCCCCCCGUGUCCGUGGUCGGCACCCCGGACCCGCUCACAUGGAUCCGGUGUAAAUGCAUCAUGUGUCUGGUCCAACUGUACUUUGAGUUGGACAUGAACUCUGAAGAGUUUGAGAAAGGAGUGAAGCAGGCUUUGGUUUACGUCUCCAGCAAGAUGUCCAUCGGCAGAUAUCACGAGCUGGUGGGGAUCGUGUCCAACGAGAUGGUAGAAUAUGUUGAGACGAAGUGCAAGCCCAUGACCCGCGCCCAGAGGAAGCAGCUGGCGGUCAACAUGGAGGACAUUCUGUUUGUGCAUCCAGAAGACAUCUCUGUCGUUUUUGAUCAGUACGGUAGAAAGUUCUGCUCUGUCGCCAUGAGAUUCUGGCUCCUGUCUUCACAUGAAGGUCCCGACGACCCAGAGGCGACAAAGAUCUUCAGAGUGACUGCCGACGAAGACGCCGGCCCCAAGAAGAAACUUGCAACCGCUGUCUAUGAAUUCCACAGUGAGCUGACCAGGGGGGUCUCUCCUGACUGGAGGGUCACCAUCGUGUGGCACUGGCACUGGACGCUGGUCCAGUGAAGGCCCAGUGAAGGCACGCCGUUUGUUCAGGCCAUUUGUCACGAGGACACAGGAAACUAGCAAUCUGCUGAAGUUACACUCCUACGAAAGACGACAUUCAAAGUGAGCAAAAGUUUGGAGAACUGAAUGUUGAACACUUGAAAUGGGACCCACAGCACUGAAGCUGUCACACCGCAAGACCUCAGAACUUUACAUGCAGUAUGUAAAUGACCCGACUGUGCUGCUCCACUGUCCCGUAUGCCUUAGAAGCCCGACUCCAGUGAUUUCACACCACUGUCAGACUUGACGUAGCACCUGAUGCUGUUUUUAGUUGUGAUCUAACAAUCACAGCACAACUCCUUUUGUUUGUAUUUGCGCCUCAUCACAUCUCGUUUGGAUCUUCAAUCGACCACUCGUGCUUUUAAUUAACGUCCACACAGGAACAUAUGAACAGAGCUGUGAAAUCACUGGAGGGAGACUUUUAAACUCUCUCUCAGUGAAGUGUGUUGCCAAAAAAAGUCUAAGUCCGUAUGCUAGCCUUUUCUCCAGCUUUCCGCCACAUUUCUCAUUAAAUGCAGUUUUCUCAGUUGUCAUGGCGAUGGCUCAGUUGGCAUCACGUGACCAAUAGUGAGCGUGAAACUCGUGUCAUGUGCCAACUAGGGAUGCACAAAGUUGGAUUUUUGCCAAUCUGUCGAUAUUUUCCAACUCAUUCUGGCUGAUUGCUGAUAGAUGCACAUAUUUUUUCCACCUAAUUGCAGAGAACAUCAGGUCUCUCCUGCAGUGGAAUUAACAUAUUAUUAUGCCGACUCCUGAUGGCCCACUGUCAGGCGCAGGCUUGAUGCUUUUCAAGUGUUUACAUUCACCGGGCAAAGUAAGAAAACUGCUUCAGCUCGCAUGUAAAGUAUGCCGUACUCGCUUCUACAGGCUGAUGUUGAGAUUUCAUUUUAAAGCCUUUACUGGCUGAUACCAAAGAUGAUGCAGAUGUCAUCGUGCCUCCUUAGUGCUCACAGAUGUCACCUGAGUCAUCGUCAUGACAACUGAGUAACGACUGUGUCAUAAAAAAGGCUGAGAUGAGGCUCAAGGCUCACAGAAAAGCUCAUAAAUGGACCUCAAGUUAAGAUUUUUUUGUCAAACCACUGUUUCCAAGGUCAGGAAUGACGCUCAGGUCUGCUGAGUUUGUUACACUAAUGUACUGCUUCAAUAAAUUGCUUCUUGCAGCAGUUUA
Stegastes partitus (bicolor damselfish) is the source of this 2029-nucleotide messenger RNA. RefSeq lists its product as uncharacterized. Gene Ontology annotation, cellular component: mitochondrial inner membrane. NCBI's taxonomy places the organism in Eukaryota, Metazoa, Chordata, Actinopteri, Pomacentridae. Bases 1 to 825 code for a protein of 274 amino acids. The transcript has 5 exons. The record is from RefSeq and is a predicted model, not a curated record. Gene Ontology annotation, biological process: protein insertion into mitochondrial inner membrane from matrix. Gene Ontology annotation, molecular function: ribosome binding.